AUGCUGCGCAACUCAAUUGCGCCGUCCCGAGGGCUGGGUUCGCUGGCCCGGCAAAGAGCCGCCGGUCCAUGGUUAACUACAUCCAGACGAAGCCUCCUAGGAAAGAGGGGCUACAGUAAAGCCAGAAGCGCUGGCUGGCCUUAUGAGAGCUCAAUUAGACCCGGGACCGCUGUAUUACCAACCAGGAAAACCUCAUGUGCCACAUUUACAAGCAGCGCAACACUUCGUGAGAACGAGCCCAAUGUUCGAUCACCGCCUUCUCCCUCUUCCGCCUCAGCUAUAACGCCAGAAGGUGUUUCAAAACCACCACCGUCAUCGCCUGCCGCCCAGGGUCUGACAUCGCCUGGCUCAUCGGUAAACCCGCCGGAACCCCCAAAGACCCAAACUGGCGCUCCUCCUCCUCCACCACCCCCUCCUCCUGCUCGUAAGGCCAAGGGGAAAUUCACCAGGUUCCUAUUGUACCUGGUUCUCACCACUGGAGUAGCCUAUGCCGGAGGUGUGUGGUUUUCUCUUAAAUCCGAUAACUUCCAUGACUUUUUCACGGAAUAUGUUCCCUAUGGUGAGGAGGCGGUAUUGUAUCUCGAGGAGCUUGAUUUCCGUCGCCGUUUCCCAAACGCUACCCGACAUAUUAACACCCGGCCUGCCGCUCCUCGAGACGAGGGUGAGAAAGUGACCAUCCCAAGCAAGAGCGGCGUUUCUUGGAAGGUAGCCGAGAAGGAAGGUGGCAGUGAUGUAUCUCAAAAGGGAAGACAUAUGAGUGCUUUGGAUGCCGAAACUUCUCGUACUACGGAUAAGUCGAAAUCUGCACCAAAACGCCCAGCUAGCGAAGACAAGGUUGUUUCUGAGACUACUGGCACUAAGAAGGAUAAAAGCAACGAAAGAGUCCCAGUUACCGAUACUAAGAAACCCGCUGUUUCGCUUGAUGAGCCGAGAAAGCCCGCUGUUCCUACCGUUUCCAGCAUUGAGCCAUUAGCUGCUCUACAAGAUGAUGCAACUAUUCAGGAGUUAACAAAGAUUGUUAACGGUCUUAUCACUGUUAUAAAUGCGGAUGAAUCGGCUUCUAAGCUUGCUGCCCCGCUCACCAAAGCAAAGGAAGACUUCUUGAAACUUGGAGAACAAAUCUCUAGAAUCAAGGAGGAAGCCCUUGCUGCGGCCAAGGAAGAGAUUAAUAACGCACACCUGGAAUUUGAUCGAUCUGCGACUGAACUUGUCCGACGGAUCGAUGAAGUUCGUGCGGAAGAGGCUGCCCAGUAUCGUGAGGAAUUUGAGAUGGAGCGUGAGAAGCUUGCGCACUCUUACCAGGAAAAGAUCAAGACUGAAAUCGAGCGGGCCAACGCAGUGGCUGAGCAGCGACUUCGAAACGAGUUAGUUGAGCAAGCAAUUGAAAUGAACCGCAAGUUCCUUAACGAUGUCGAGACACUUGUUGAAAAGGAGCGUGGAGGCCGCCUUAGCAAACUGUCUGAGCUCACUGCCCAAGUUGCCGAGCUUGAGAAAUUGACUGCUGGCUGGAACGAAGUGAUUGGCGCAAACCUGACUACCCAACAGCUUCAAGUUGCGGUUGAUGCGGUUCACACCGCCCUUGAGAGUGAUAGCAUGCCCAGACCGUUCAUCAAUGAACUGCUUGCGGUCAAGGGCCUCGCAGGUCAGGACCCAAUUGUGAAUGCGGCCAUCUCCUCGAUAAACCCUACCGCAUACCAGCGUGGAAUCCCAUCUACUUCCCAGAUCAUUGACCGUUUCAGACGAGUUGCCAACGAAGUCCGUAAAGCAAGCCUGCUCCCCGAAGAUGCUGGUGUCGCUAGCCACGCAACGAGCUAUCUGAUGAGCAAGGUUAUGUUCAAAAAGGAAGUUUCCUCUAGCGGGGAUGAUGUCGAGAGCAUACUCACCCGCACAGAGAAGCUGCUUGAAGAGGGCAACUUGGACGAAGCUGCUCGUGAAAUGAACGCACUUCGCGGAUGGUCGAAGUUAUUAAGCAAGGAUUGGCUGGCUGAUCAAUGGAUGCUAACUCAGGCUCUCUAG
Molecule: messenger RNA, 2016 nt
Organism: Microsporum canis CBS 113480
Lineage: Eukaryota; Fungi; Ascomycota; Eurotiomycetes; Onygenales; Arthrodermataceae
Product: mitochondrial protein
Exons: 3
Coding region: 1-2016 (671 amino acids)
Biological process (GO): cristae formation
Cellular component (GO): MICOS complex
Source: RefSeq, a predicted model, not a curated record